AUGUUAGCAGAAACCGACAGAGGUUCAGAGAAUACAUCAGUUGCUAAUAUUUCCUGCAUAGGACUGGAGUGCCGGCUAUUUUAUUGUUUUCAGCUAAAAUUUGUAUUCUAUCUAUCAAUGUACGUAGUUCUCCUUAAAUCGGCUGGUGAUAAUGCUACUAGCAUCGGUGAUGACCCUUAUGUACAGAUAUUAAAAAACUCAGGUUUCAGCGUAGACUUACUGGAAACUCUUGAUUUCGAGUAUAACAUAUCAAAUCUAGCGGAAUACAAAAAUUGGAGGAACAAUCACAGUUGCAUUAUUUUUAGUAGCCCACGUUCCGUUAUCGCAUGUGUUAAAGCUGGACUAACAGGUAAUGAAAAUGACCUUUGUUUCGUUGUUGGUCCUAGCACUGAGUUACAAGCUAAAAAAGCUGGAUUUUCGCCUAAGGGAGCUGAUUCUGGUGAUGCGGAGAAGCUCGCUAGUUUUAUUUUGAAGCACUUUGCCUCAAAAUUGGAUAAACCUAUAUUUUUCCCAUCUGGGCAAGUACACCGCGACACACUACCGAAAGUUUUGGAAAAUGAAGGAAAAAAAGUAAAUACCGUUGUGGCCUAUUCUUCUGUAGAAAAUACUCAACUUCAUGAAAAACUGCGAUUGAAUUUAUGUGAAGGAAAUCCUAUUCCUGAAUGUUUAGUAUUUUUCAGUCCCUCUGGCGUUUCAUUGACUGAAAAAAUAUUAUUAACCGAAAUUAAACCACACCGACCGAAUAUUAAAUUGGUUGCUAUGGGACGCGCAACAGCAACACAAUUAAAAGAAUUAGGUUUGACUGUUUCAGCGGUUGCCUCAUCACCUAAACCGGAAAGUCUACUAACAGCACUAAAGCAGUUAAAAUGAUGUUUAUGGUCAUCAGUAAAGAAACUUUUUAUCUUUUCAAAUCCUAACUCUUUGUUGCUUUUAAUAUGCUUUGACUUGUUUGUAUUUAUUUAUUCCCAAUCAUUUCCAAUACCAAGGAAAUUUUAUUGCCUUUUGGGGAUAGUACAGGUAGCAGACACUAUUUAUUCAAGCUGCAUUGGUUGUUUUUUUUUCUGCAAAGAAUAUAUUUAUAUGCUUUUUUUAUUUUACAAAAAUUGUGCCUAGUUUACUCAUUUAUAUCUUUAUUUGUAAUUUGUGAAUUACACAAUCUAUUUAUUUGUGUAAACUAAUAAUGAGCUCAAUUCUAUGGAUUGUUGACAUUAUUUUUUAUGCAACGCAUUUGAAAUUAGUAUUUUAAAUAAAUUUAAUGUUCUAC
Molecule: messenger RNA, 1264 nt
Organism: Schistosoma mattheei
Lineage: Eukaryota; Metazoa; Platyhelminthes; Trematoda; Strigeidida; Schistosomatidae
Source: the annotation of a GenBank genome assembly